This is a messenger RNA of Aplysia californica (California sea hare), 1758 nucleotides long. RefSeq lists its product as uncharacterized. Lineage: Eukaryota; Metazoa; Mollusca; Gastropoda; Aplysiida; Aplysiidae. The record is from RefSeq and is a predicted model, not a curated record.
CUUGUCCACUCGUUCGUUUGUGUCUGACCAGCCGUGAGAAGCUUGAAGAGAGCAAAUGAUAUAGGGAACUGUCCUCGAGACAAUAAGUGCUACCCAGUGGAGAAGCUAUUCUCAGAGUAUAUUCAGACCUUCAGCCUUCUUUAUAAAUAAAAGUGCCUCACAAUAGAGCUGUAAGUGCAAACAAUUGCUAAGAAAAACCAGAGAUCGGAUCAUUUACCGUGUUUUUCUUUGGUGGUUCUACAAGAAUAUGCUCUUGACUUAUAAGAGAGGAGUUACUGCAGUGAUGAUGUCUUCAUAUCUCUCCAGAAGUAUGCCAGGGUAACAUAGCCAAAAUGUUUGAUGUGAUGACAAGAGCAAGAAUGUGGUUUCUCGCUGAGUAAGUGCGCUGGCUCCCUGCUGUCGAAAUCAAACUAGCCGGCUGCAAGAAAGAGAUGUUUCGAACUCGAAACACCACACAACAUGAACUCUAAGACAGGUGUACCAGAAAAUCUAAGAAGACUAGACUGAGGUCUCAUUCAUAUCUGUUCUGCACAUUAUAGACUUUUUGAGAUUGUCCAUGAGCAGCGAAAUCAUUCAAAUCUGCAACUAUUAUAGACAUCUCAAAAUUCGUAUCACAUAGGUUCUAGUUGGGUAUUUUUCUGUACUGUGUGGAAAGAACUAGCAUCAUGCCGACGACAAUAAAAGUUGUACUGCCGGCUACGCAGGCAGAAGACACAAGUUCCGUCACUGAAGACUUGUUCGAGAGCAGCAGCAGCACUGCACCCACAGACAUUCAAUCUGUGGACGAGCUGGACAGGCCUGAUAUGGGCGGUUUAUCCCUGUCUUUGGGGUCACCUCAGAAUAAUAUGAAGGUCAAUGAUGAAAGGUCUAACUCCCUCCGACCUACAAAAGUGAAUAACAACUUACAUCACCAUCGCUUUUCUCACCGACGAAAACAUAGGCAUAGAGAAAACAAAAACUUAAACAACAACAGCAGUAACAACUGUGGUUCAGACGCUAUUCAGGAGGAGCAGCAGCGGCGAACGUUGCAGCAGACACAACUUCAGAUGAGCGAUGACUACGGCCCAAACAAACCUGUCCAGGCGAAGACGUCGAAUCAACGGCCUCACAGACGCCCAGCUUCUGCAGCUGCCAGGUUGGGCAGCCACCCGACGUUGAUCUAGAGUACCACGAUAUCAUGUUGAAAGCCCUUCGCUCCUACACCCAGCACCGCCACAUAGAACAGAGGGGUGGCGGCGGCAGCAAAGCUAGGGCUGUUGGUAACAUGCAGAAACUUAAAACCCGUGUCCAAAACCUUCAGAACUUGUUAUCCCAACCCUCUUCUGUUGUUGAAACUGAAGGAGAAUUAAGAUGCAUUCUCGAUAACAACGGUGUCUUAGACGAAAACGGCAACAAUCUAAGCGAAGACACCUUCUUAGAUCAUUCUGACCCCCCUAAAACUUUUAAACUAGCCCAGUGCAGACUUCAGUACCACGACGAAGAGGCGUGGGCAGAAAGGAGGAAAUCUUUAAACUCGAAUAGUAAAACUACAGAACAUAAACCAGUGUCAAGAGCACCGCCUGGGACGGUUCUGCUGUACCCACCAGCUACCAGUGAUGGGAUCAAGGCUGACUCCUCAGGUCACGUCUUUAGACCUCCCCCGAGCAAGCGAGAACAGAAAAGGCCAUGGACAGCUCUUCCUUGCAAAUUUUCUGACUAUAUAACCAGAUCUCCGAACCUCAGCCACCAAUACAGUGCUUUGUCUGAGAACAACCAAAG